GUCUGUCGACCGCUGGCGGGGGAGGGCGGCGGGGAGAGCGCGGGGUAACGCGGGGCCGGCCAAGGCGACAUGAUGCUGGUUAAGUGGUUGAAGGAGGUGCGGGCCCACCCGCCGCCCUGGCAGGGUGUGGUGGUGUGCGUGUGCGGCUUCCUGCUUGAGCUCUCGCUCGGGGCCAUCUUCUCUUACGGCAACCUGACCACCUACAUGACGUCUUACAUGCGGGACCGGGUGGACCCGACCAUCGACUACCCGCAGCUGAUGUGGGUAGCGGCCAGUCUCUCCUUCUUCGAGGGGCUCACUCUCUCGCUCGGCAGCUGGAUGACGAACAGAAUCGGCGCUCGGUGGACGGCUUUCAUCGGCUGCAGCCUGGUCACGUCGGGCGUCUCGCUCUGCUACUUCGGCGUGCAGCAUUCUGUGUGGCUGGUGGCGCUCCUUUUCGGCGUCAUCAACGGCCUGGGCGUCGGCAUUGCCUACGUGGUUCCCCUCAUCUGCGGCAUGUCGUGGUUUCCCACCUCGAAGGGGACAUCGAACGGGUUCAUCGUGGGCGGGUUCGGGCUCGGUGCUCUGGUGUUCAACUCGAUACAGACGGCCUUUCUGAACCCGGACAACGUAUCACCGGGGAAAGAUAACUACUUCACGGACCAGGCGCUGCUGGACAAGGUGCCGUACGUGUUCCUGCUGACAGGCGGCAUCUACGUCGGCCUGCAGACGGUGGCCAUCGCUGGCAUGCUCCGACGCCGGGUGACGCAGACGGACGCGGACGGCAUCGACGUACCCGCGGCCGUGGAGAUGCAGAGCGCGGUCGCGGAGACGCUGGACGACAGCGUUGAGGAGGGCGGCGCCGCCGACUACAACAGCAGCCUGACGCUGCGACAGGCGGUGCGCACGCUGCCCUUCUGGAUGCUGUUUCUCACCUACCUCUGCAACAACCUCUGCAUUGGCUUCAUCAACCCGCUGUGGAAGACUUUCGGACAGAAGUUUAUCCAUGACGACCAGUUCCUGUCGCUCGUCGGCUCGGCGGCGUCGGUGUUCAACCUGUUGGGACGCAUCAUCUGGGGCUUCGUCAACGACAGGGCCAACUACAAGGUGGCCAUGGUGGGCGUGGCCGGGCUGCUCAUGACGACCUUCGCCACGCUCUACCUCACCUCAUACGGCGGCAAGGCGAUGUUCUUCAUCUGGGUGUGCCUCAUCUACAUGUCGUUCCCGGGAACGUUCUCGGUCAUUCCGGCGGAGGUGGCGCACACGUUCGGUCUGCAGCACACUGGCGUCAUCUACGGCAUGAUCUGGCUGAGUGGCGGCCUGGUGGCGCCGAUCCCUGUGUUCUUCACCAGCCUGCUGCUGGAGAAAUACGGCUAUCUCGCCCUCUUCCUCACGUCGGCAAUCUUCCCGACCAUUAGUACGAUCUGUACGGUCGCGUUCAACGGGGAGCGUGUGCGACAACAGCGGCUCGAAGACAAGCCAGCUUGCAUCUAGCGCCGGCCGCUCGCCCCGCCCCUUCGGAUCACGUGCCGUGCUGAGGCGUGCCCUGAGGGCACUUGGCGCGUUCACAUGACCUGGCUGAGCUGCCGCUCGCCGCGGGCAUGUCCCGGAGCAAUCGCCAUGAUCACGUGACCGACGUCGCUCGGUCACUUCACGGCGUGAGCGCUCGGAGCGCGGGGAGGAACUCGGCGACAGUGGCGCCAUCACUGCGAGAGUGCGACAGAGCGUGAGGCGGUGUGUUUCAUACGCUCGGAGCGGUGUUUAAAGCGGGUGGGUCGGCCAGUGCUGCGCCAGGGGAGGGGUGGGCAGCGCCAGCGGCCGGUGGACGCAGCUGGCGUGAGCGCCGGGAGACUCCGCCCUGACCUGUCUAGCCCCCCCCCCCCCUCUCCCUGCAUCACCGUGAUGUCUGCGGCAGGACGGUGCGCUUUAAGCACGUCGGCGUCGCUGGCGUGCUGCUGUGUGGCCAGAGAGGACCUUGCGCUCAGUGGACUGAUACUUCGGAGAUACGGGGCUACUAGGGGUCGCUGCUGCGUGAUGCUGGACAUGCUUGGCAGUGGACUGCUGUCGCUGUCAGGAGGCGGAGCGGUUGAACGAUCGCGAGGCAGUGUCGCUCUGAAGCGGUCUCCUGGGUCGUCUUUUAGGCGCUCGCUCCCCCUGACCAAGUUGCUGGCGAGGAUCGGGGUUCGUAGACUGCAAACUUGUUAAUUUUUUACGAAGCGUGUUUGCGUGUUGUGCUGCGCUGCUGGCAACAUGCGGCAUGCUCAAAUAACGGGAGGGGCAGGCAGAAACCCACGAUCCAGACUGUCAGGAAUUCUGCAAUAGUUCACAGCGAUUGUGUUUGACACCCGUAGGAUAUUGGCUAACUCGAUGCAACCAUGACAGUGACGCUUUGCCCGUCCUGUCCUUCACUGAAAUGAUGUAGUAUAACGAGCGCUGGAGACAACCGACCUUGUCCCUCUCCCCCCGGCACCGCCCCACUCCUUCUAUGGCCUUACCCGUGUUCAUUUAUGCUAGCGUUGUGUUGUGUCUGGUACUCAUGCAGCACCCGGGUUUCCCUGGUAAACACUUAAUAUAUAGAUUGUUUAUUGCGGUUCAGAGGGUCAGAAGUAAAAGGCUUGAAGUAAGCCUGACAUGGUAUGAUGUGGAGUUAGCGGGUGACCAAGGGGAGGCAAACGUAACGUAUGGUUAAGAGUGCGCGCUAUUGUUUUAUGCUAGCUGUUCCCAUGUGCUGCACUUACACGGCACUGGCCGAACUUUUUCACUUGCGGUUCAUGCGAAUAAUGUGGCACGAACCGUAGAAAAGAAGAGCUUGGCGUGCAAAGUCGGGAGAGGCCUAGCUUUACAAAAGUUGCGGCACGCCUUCGUGCUUCCCGGAAAGUUAUGCCCUGCGGCGAUCAUCUCGAGUUUGUGCUUGUUACUGUUCUUGCUGAGGCCCGAUGUGCACCGUGGUGAAUAUUUCAUGCCUGUGCAAUGACCAGAGAUGCCUUCAUAUCACGCGCUUGCUUUCGAGUUUUUUUCUGGGUGAUCCUACUAGUGUCAGCUGUACCGCAGUCUUGCAAAUUAUUUUCAAAUCCCUCUGUGAUUUAACGCCAGCAUUCUUAUAACCAUAGGCUGGAUCGUACUUUGCUGGCCCAUGAACUGUUCCACGUCUCGCUUAGUGGGAUUGGCUGCCUCCCCCAUGUACCACAUGUACCCAUGUGCCGUAAUGAUCUUUCGCAUUUAGGAAACGUCACUACAUUAAGCCAAACCGUAGCUUUAGACACGCCUCAUGAAAACCCAGACUGACUUGUUAACCAUAUGUCUUUUCUUCAGCGUUUUGUACUUAAUGGUGUGCCACCAUGCAGUGCAAGCUGUGACAACGAUGCAAACUGUAGCAACGCGAAGCCGUGUCAGCGUUCGUGGCCGACUGCAGUGUUGGGUCAGAAGCUCAAUACAUUGUAACACCCGGACAGCGACUUGCCUUUUUAGAAAAUAAGUUCCCAAAUCUUUAUUUUAUACAUUUCUGGAAUCAGAGCCCGCGCCCAGCAGGCGCGUUGCGUGGUCUCUGGCACCACCAUCCGCUCGUCAAACUUCACUUCAAAGACAGACAUUUGUGGCGAGUGUUUACCAUGUAACAAUGUUUAGCAUGAAUGUUUAACAUGUUUAACAUGCCUAGCGCUGACG
This is a messenger RNA of Pollicipes pollicipes, 3642 nucleotides long. RefSeq names its product putative MFS-type transporter YhjX. Gene Ontology annotation, molecular function: transmembrane transporter activity. NCBI's taxonomy places the organism in Eukaryota, Metazoa, Arthropoda, Thecostraca, Pollicipedomorpha, Pollicipedidae. Gene Ontology annotation, biological process: transmembrane transport. The transcript has 10 exons. The coding region runs from base 70 to 1473 and encodes 467 amino acids. The record is from RefSeq and is a predicted model, not a curated record.